Cuscuta epithymum is the source of this 2688-nucleotide messenger RNA. NCBI's taxonomy places the organism in Eukaryota, Viridiplantae, Streptophyta, Magnoliopsida, Solanales, Convolvulaceae. The record is from the annotation of a GenBank genome assembly.
CGUUUUUGUAACCGACUCUGGAGUAAUUCGUUCGUCCGAGGCAUUGAUGGAAGGAAUAACUUCCAUCUUAUUUGAUUUUAUUUCUUACGUCAAUCAAGUUAUCCAAUUAUAGAAACAACAUCUUUUUCCUUUUUUUGAAAUUCUUCUUCGUUCUUCAUACCGUCUUGCUCGACGAUCGUCUUGGCCUCCAUUUGGAAGGUGUCGCGUGUGUACCGUACGAUGAAGGAAGCCAUGGAACCAGGAGAAUCAAGUCAUUGUGAAAUUUCUCCCGGUAUGACUAAGUAUUGGAUUCCAGAAUGUCAAAGUGAUAGGAAGCCCGCUGUUGGUAUGGUAUUCACUAGUUUACAACAUGGUAUUGAUUUCUACAAUGAAUAUGCAUCUUUAUGCGGCUUUGAUCCCCGACUUCAUUCCCAAAGGAAGCACAAAUCUGGUUUGAUUUUAUUCAAAUAUGUUGUUUGUAAUCGUCAAGGUUUUAAACCUGACAAGGUUGUGCAGAAUGAAGGGACUAUUCCCACUGUUGAUGAUUUAUUUCAAAAUGCUAAUCUGGAAAAUACUCUUGAUCCAUGCAUGGAUAAUUCUGAUAUUGAUGAUAUUGUGUCAUUGUGUGUGGAAGAUUCUGAUCUCACGUCACCCGCACCUUCAAAUCACUGCACUUUAGAUGAUGAGUCAAAUAAAAGGCGUCGUGUAUCUACCAGAAAUGGUUGCAAAGCAUGUGUUGUGUUUAAAUAUUGUGGGUAUGGUUGUUACUCUGUAUUUAAGUUUGAAGAACGUCACUGUCAUCGUAUGCUUGAAGAAAUGCAUAAACAAUUCCUUAAGGUGAAUAGAAACCUUGAUUUUGGUCAUAAGAAAUUCAUCAUCAAUUGUGCUAAAGCAAACAUUGGUCCGAUGAAGUCUUAUAAACUCUUUAAGGACUCAGUAGGUGGAUAUAGCAACAUUGGUGCAACUGCUGUCGAUUUCAAAAAUUUCAAACGAGAUCUUAGGGCAUACAUUGAGGGUGUUGAUGCACAGAUGUUGAUUGAUAAGCUAUUUCGGAAGGUUGAAGUGUGCUCUUCGUUUUUCUUUGAUUAUGACGUGGAUGAGAAUGAUCAGUUGACCAAGAUUUUUUGGGCGGAUCCAAUUUGUAGGCGAAAUUAUUCUUAUUUUGGAGACGUGGUUUCUUUUGAUGCGACGUUCCGUACGAACAGGUAUAAUUUGGUUUUUGUGCCAUUCACCGGUGUUGACAAUCACAAAAAGUGUGUCACUUUUGCUGCUGGUUUAUUGUCAAAAGAAGAUGUAGAGUCAUACGUCUGGCUUGUAUCACGGUUUAUUGAUGCAAUGGGUAGUGUACCAAUGUGCGUAAUAACGGAUCAAGAUCCAGCCAUGCGCAUUGCUAUUCAGAAGGUAAUUCCUAAUGUAAAACAUCGCUAUUGCAUGUGGCAUAUAAUGAACAAGUUGACUACUAAAGUGGGCCCUGUGCUUAGUAAGGAUGUUGAUUUUUUGACAAGGAUUAAUAGUGUUGUUUGGAGUAACUACCUUGAGCCUUCUGUUUUUGAGGAAAAAUGGAAAUCUGUUAUGACCGAUUAUGACCUCUUGGAGCACCAAUGGUUUGUUGACUUGUUUAAUCUUCGCAAGUUUUGGAUACCUUCUUAUUUUAGGGAUUUGUUCCUGGCUGGUUUGCUUCGAACAACGUCACGGUCAGAAAGUGAAAAUAAUUUCUUCGGUGAGUUUACUAACCCUCACUUUAGUCUCAUUGAAUUUUACAUGCAAUUUGAAAGUGCAAUGGAUGCUCAACGACAUAAUAAUGAUAAGCUAAAUUCAAGUUCUGAUGCGUACAUUCCUGUUUUUAAGACUCCCCUAGCCAUUGAAAAGCAUGCUUCAGAGGUGUAUACGGUAACAUUUUUUUAUUUAGUGCAAGAGGAGAUUGCAUCAGCUUGUUUUAGUUGUCAUGUGCUUAAUGUGCAUGAGAAUGAAGAGAAUGUGGAGUAUGUAAUUAAAGAUGAUCAUGGUAUGACAUUCAAGGUACAAUUCAAUGUUUCUGAUGUCAAAGCGUUUUGUGAGUGCAAAUAUUUUCUCCGAAUGGGGUUGGUUUGUAGGCACAUGUUCGUUGUUUUCAAAUAUUUGAAGCUUACUACUAUUCCUCAUCAUUAUGUCGUAUCUCGAUGGUGUAAAAAACGUCUUCUGAAACCUGUACAUGGUAUAGGAGAUGUUGUUGUUCAAUAGUGCAUUGAAAUUGAAGAGAAGAAAAAACUUUUGCACCAUGUGUGGUCUGAUUUGCACUCUUGUGUUGCUCUAGCUGAAAAAGAUGCAACGAGAUUAAAACAAUUUGCAACUGUUAUUAGGCAUCAAAAGAAUGAGCUUAUGUUGGCAGACCGGACUGAUUCAGUUCCCACAACCAAGGAUUCCAUGAUUCAGGAUUUUUAUGGAGCUAGUACGCCUGCUGAAGUUAGUGUGUUUCCUCCUCAAAAGGCCAAGAAUAAAGGAUCUGGUCGGAGAAUAAAAGGUGCACGGGAGGCGUCAAUUGAAGAAAAUAAGAAACCAAAGAGAUUGUGUAGGUCAUGUAAUGAAAUGUGUAAUCAUGAUAGUAGAAAUUGUCCUUUAAACAAAAACAAAUAAAUUGAACAAUGUCAUUUUAAUUCUUAUUUUAUAUUGAUUAAUCAUUUCUCUUUUUACUUUUAUUAACUCUUUAUAUGUAAUGUUAGAACGUUUAUC